Carcharodon carcharias (great white shark) is the source of this 2544-nucleotide messenger RNA. RefSeq names its product prolyl hydroxylase EGLN2-like. The record is from RefSeq and is a predicted model, not a curated record. The transcript is spliced from 2 exons. Gene Ontology annotation, biological process: peptidyl-proline hydroxylation to 4-hydroxy-L-proline; cellular response to hypoxia. NCBI's taxonomy places the organism in Eukaryota, Metazoa, Chordata, Chondrichthyes, Lamniformes, Lamnidae. Bases 361 to 1713 code for a protein of 450 amino acids. Gene Ontology annotation, molecular function: L-ascorbic acid binding; ferrous iron binding; peptidyl-proline 4-dioxygenase activity. Gene Ontology annotation, cellular component: nucleus; cytoplasm.
UGCACGUGUAAUUGACACAAGGGCUGAUGGAGAAGAGGUGGCGGGUUUCGGAGCUCGGUGUGGAACUCCUCCUGCGGGGAAUGCAACUUCCAAGGCAUGCAAUGAAUUAAAUGCAACGGCGGGGAGGCGGCGGCCGGUUGCAAUCCGCCGAGAGGAGGUGUCUUUUCUCCCCCCCCCCUCCCCCCACCAGAGAGGAGAGAAGCGGGGAAGGGCAGCGCGACGAGGGGAGGGGGGGGGAGGUGGAGGAGGAGGAAAUGAUAUUGUGCAAGCGGGCAAGUUUGCGAGAAUGAGAUGCGCAUUAUCCGCAGUCACAGGGCGGUUCGGAUUUCGGAAAGCCAUGGCCCCGGGACGUGAGCCGAGAUGGCGGAUCCGCAGCCGGAGCGUUUGAGAGCGCAUGUUUGCAGAAGGAUUGCGGAUCUGGGCGCUGCCCGCAGCGGUGCCUCUUGCCCAGCGGAGCCGGCAGCCUCGGUGGGUGUGCGGAUGGGGCUGCAGGGCUUCAGCAGCGAGCCAGCGGCGGCUUGCAGUCCCCCCUGCCGGCUCCUGCGGCCAGCCGCGAGCGUCAGGGGUGAUGGCAUGGGAUCAGGAACAGGCGGAGACAAUGUAUCCACAGGCGCCCAGGUGGCAACAGUAUCCACAGGCGCCCAGGUGGCAACAGUAUCCACAGGCGCCCAGGUGGCAACAGUAUCCACAGGCGCCCAGGUGGCAACAGUAUCCACUGGCGCCCAGAUGGCUACAGUGGGCACCAUGCAUGGUGAGAGUGCACGGCGACUGUACCACCACCACCACCACCGCCCCCCUCGGGACCUCUUGCUCACCCUCGACCCCGUCCUCGGUGCCCUUGACCCCGUCCUCGGUGCCCUCGCCGCUGGCCAGGAGGCCGCGGGCGGCAAUUGCAGGAGGAGAGCCCUGGAGAGCCCGUGCCCAAUGCCAGCCCCUUGCCUGUGGCCGGGCGGGGGCGGCCUUCAGGGGGACGGGGGCGCCUCCCAACCGUGCCCUAAGCGGAAGAGGCUGGAGAACGGGGAGAGCCCCGGCGGCUUGAGCCUGGUCAACGGGCACGGCGAGGAGCCCUGCUCUGGCAAGGAUGCCAAGCGGAAGAAAGUGGAGGUCGAAAACGUGGCGCCUGUGGGAUGCCAGGGCAACGGUGCGAUGGGCAGGGCUGUGCAGGACAUGCAACUGAGAAUCCAAACGCAGGAACUGGUCAACAACUACAUUGUGCCCUGCAUGAACUGCUAUGGCAUCUGCAUUAAAGACAAUUUUCUGGGGGAGGGGCUCGGCAGCAAGGUCCUCCUGGAAGUUCUGAACCUCCAUCAGAACGGGACCUUGAUGGACGGGAAGGUGGUAAGCCCCCUCAGCAUUCCCACCAGGAGCAUCCGGGGUGACAAGAUCGCCUGGGUGGACGGGAAGGAGCAAUCCUGCACCAACAUUGGCCUGCUGAUGGCCAGGAUUGAUGAGCUGAUCAUCUACAGUGCUGGGAGACUGGGGAGCUACAUGAUUAACGGGAGAACCAAGCUUCUGCUCAGAAGGCCUUACAGUUCGCCCAGACCAGUACAACAUAGGGUCCAAAUUGGACAGGUCAACCACCUCAAUGAACAGAUGGGUUGCAUGCAUCGAGCUGCUAUUGGUCGAUUUGACCUCCUGGUCUGCGUUUGCCCAUCGUCUGCCGCCAUCCCACCCCUCGCCACCUGCCUUCAUGGACCAUCCUGCGGCCUCUGAAGAGGACCAUUCAGUUUGCACCGGGCCGAGGGUCAAGUCGGACGGAAUUUAACCCUUCGCUGUCCAUCAUGGGUGAUUGCACGUUGGCAGUGAGAGGAUGGCAUUGUUUGAUUGGGCCUGUUCUGUUUGUUGGUGUGUCCCUCGCCCCUCACAUGCAUAACUCAAGCUGGAUAUGAUUUGGGGGUGGGGGGAAGCAUUGUCCAGACCAUAAACCCAGCCCUCAAGCUUUGGACUCUGUCAAUCCAGCCCCCACCUUCCCCAAAACACCAAAUGGCUUAAAGUGUUGUCUGCCUCCGGAAGGUUUCUCGGUGGACCAGGCCUCUGAGGCUGUGCAGAAUAAGCUGGACUCUCCUGCUUUAUACUGCGCAUCAUAUAGGUUCCACUCCACAUCACCUCUCCAUAUCCCACCCCUCUCCUCCCCCUUGCUGACAGGUCGCAGGGAUUGGACUGAGGGAUGGGAGCCCUAAUACACCGUGUACUCGCUGUUAGCGCAGCACACAGGGUAUUCUGUUCCAAGCUCCUCCUGUGGAACAAUGUCUGAUUUCAGAACAGCCAUGCAAUAUAGUGGAUGUUUUGAAGAUCUGUGCCCUUGCCUUUAAGAGAACAGGUGCAUUGUGGUGCAUCCACCAUCUCUCAACACAACACAACUGCCAUUAUAGAGAAGUGGUUUCAUUGAUUUGACUGAAGGCCAUUGCUCCUUCUAUAUGGCUGUCGCCUUUAUUAUCUUAGAUUGCCAACCUCUGCACCACUGCCCUAAAGACUCCAGGAAUGGGAAGGAUUAAUCCCCGGAACACUGCAACAGCCAGGAGAGAAAUCGUAGCAACGUUAAAA